AUGAAGUCGGCAUUUGUCAAGAGAACCGAAGGCUCGUUUUCCAGUACGCCAGAGGACGACGCAUCCCAUAAGCAUCCCCAUAAUUUAGACAUCGACAAGGGUGUGGACUCUGCAAGCCAAAAAAGGGAAACGAGACACGAGAAGUGGAGGGAUAGGCGCGCUAAUCUGCCGCUUUUCGUCGACGACAACGCCUUGCCAAGGAGGCUCGAGGCGCAAGCCAACCUGGCAGCCAGUGAAAAGGGAACUGCAAGAGACGCGAUCAGCGAACUGCGGCAAAAAAAUGGGAAAAAAGGGGGGGACAGCCAAGACGUAGGGCGCGUCGAGCGUUGA
This is a messenger RNA of Sporothrix schenckii 1099-18, 330 nucleotides long. RefSeq lists its product as uncharacterized. Lineage: Eukaryota; Fungi; Ascomycota; Sordariomycetes; Ophiostomatales; Ophiostomataceae. The coding region runs from base 1 to 330 and encodes 109 amino acids. The transcript has a single exon. The record is from RefSeq and is a predicted model, not a curated record.